Molecule: messenger RNA, 303 nt
Organism: Cetraspora pellucida
Lineage: Eukaryota; Fungi; Glomeromycota; Glomeromycetes; Diversisporales; Gigasporaceae
Source: the annotation of a GenBank genome assembly
AUGACUACUCAAACAUGGAAAUUACCUCAGACAACCAAAACAAUUCCAAAAGAAGAAAUGGUAGUAACUUGGGUACAACAGGUAGAAGAAUCUACUACCCAACUGCAAUUAACCCAAGAUAUCAAAAAUAUCGAACAGAAACUUGGCAAAGUACAACGAUCCUCAAGAAAGGAUGGCAGAAGUCUCAAAGAAACUUCAAAUGAGCUUCGAUCCCAAACAAAAUUUGGUGGAUCAAUUAGUGAAGCUAUUGAUCUUACAGAAACAGAACAACCAUGUCAACCUAGUAUUGAAUUAUCUGGAUGA